UCGUUGUGUGUCUGUGACGUGUCCGCAGGUCUGGCUCUGGCUUUCCAUGACGGCAGCAUUCAGAUCCUCCACCGUCUGUCCCUCCACACCAUGGGCGUCUUCUACGGCUCCUCGUCCUCGUCCUCCCAGAGACCCGGAGACGAGUCCGCCAUCAAACGCCAGAGAACCGGAGGCCCCGCCCUCCACUUCAAGGCCCUGCAGUUCUCCUGGACCUCGCUGGCGCUGGCCGGCGUGGACAACCACGGCAAGCUGCACAUGCUGCGGGUGUCCCCGUCCAUGGGACAGGUGCUGGAGAUGAACACGACGCUGCGCCACCUGCUGUUCCUGCUGGAGUACUGCAUGGUGACGGGCUACGACUGGUGGGACGUCCUGCUGCACGUCCAGCCGUCCAUGGUCCACAACCUGGUGGAGAAGCUGCACGAGGAGUACAUGAGGCAGAACCAGGCGCUGCAGCAG
This is a messenger RNA of Plectropomus leopardus (leopard coralgrouper), 456 nucleotides long. The record is from RefSeq and is a predicted model, not a curated record. Lineage: Eukaryota; Metazoa; Chordata; Actinopteri; Perciformes; Serranidae.